Molecule: messenger RNA, 1069 nt
Organism: Lemur catta (Ring-tailed lemur)
Lineage: Eukaryota; Metazoa; Chordata; Mammalia; Primates; Lemuridae
Product: olfactory receptor 3A2
Exons: 1
Coding region: 51-992 (313 amino acids)
Biological process (GO): G protein-coupled receptor signaling pathway
Cellular component (GO): membrane
Molecular function (GO): olfactory receptor activity; G protein-coupled receptor activity
Source: RefSeq, a predicted model, not a curated record
AAUGAGCGGACUGAUACCUCCCCUGCUGGGACAUUUCCUUACAGGAACUCAUGGAGCCAGAAGCUGGGACCAACAGAACUGCUGUUGUUGAGUUCGCUCUACUGGGCCUAGUGGAAACAGAAGAGAUGCAGUCUGUGGUCUUUGUGCUCUUCCUCUUCGCCUACCUGGUUACAGUCGGGGGCAACCUCAGCAUCCUGGCCGCCAUCUUGGUGGAGCCCAAACUCCACACCCCCAUGUACUUCUUCCUGGGGAACCUAUCAGUGCUGGAUGUUGGAUGUAUCACUGUCACUGUUCCUGCAAUGUUAAGUCAUCUCUUGUCCCACAAGCAUACAAUUUCAUACGGAGCCUGCCUUACACAACUAUUCUUCUUCCACCUUCUGGCUGGGAUGGACUGCUUCCUGUUGACCGCCAUGGCCUAUGACCGAUUCCUGGCCAUCUGCCGGCCCCUCACCUAUAGCACCCGCAUGAGCCAGACGGUCCAGAGGAUGUUGGUGACUGCAUCCUGGACUUGUGCCUUCACCAAUGCACUGACCCACACUAUUGCCUUAACUACUCUCAACUUCUGUGGCCCUAAAGAGGUCAAUCACUUCUACUGUGACCUCCCACAGCUCUUCCAGCUCUCCUGCUCCAGCACCCAACUCAAUGAGCUGCUGCUCUUUGCUCUGGGUUUUUUGAUGGUAGGUGCACCUGUGAUUCUCAUCCUCGUCUCCUACAUCCACGUGGCAGCUGCGGUUCUACAAAUCCGCUCAGCAGAGGGCAGGAAGAAGGCCUUCUCCACAUGUGGCUCUCACCUCACUGUGGUGUUCCUCUUCUAUGGGACAGGUAUUUUCAACUACAUGCGUCUGGGUUCAGAGGAAGCUUCGGACAAGGAUAAAGGGGUUGGCGUUUUCAACACUGUUAUCAACCCCAUGCUGAAUCCACUUAUCUACAGCCUCAGAAAUACUGAUGUUCAGGGUGCUCUGUGGCGGAUACUUGUGGGGAGGCGGUCAUGACCUGAGAGGUGACAAGGUCUCUCCUUUCCUGCCUCUUCAGGACUGAGGGAAAUUUCCCAGGAAGGCAGUAACCAGUA